This is a messenger RNA of Phalaenopsis equestris, 1670 nucleotides long. Its product is annotated as glyceraldehyde-3-phosphate dehydrogenase A, chloroplastic. Gene Ontology annotation, cellular component: apoplast; chloroplast. The transcript has 4 exons. Gene Ontology annotation, biological process: glucose metabolic process. Lineage: Eukaryota; Viridiplantae; Streptophyta; Magnoliopsida; Asparagales; Orchidaceae. The record is from RefSeq and is a predicted model, not a curated record. Gene Ontology annotation, molecular function: glyceraldehyde-3-phosphate dehydrogenase (NAD+) (phosphorylating) activity; NAD binding; NADP binding. Bases 257 to 1477 code for a protein of 406 amino acids.
CAGAACAAGCACAGUGAGCCGUUAAUAGCCACUACGAUGGAGAAGUGUUGGGAGCCAUACGUUGAAAUGAUAGGCUCAUCCGAAAUCUCAUCCGUUUUCUUCUAAGCGCAGCGACUCUAUCACCUCCUCUCCCUCCAUGGCGCACUCCCAUCACCACAAUCUCUCACUCCACUCCCUUUCUUCCCUUUCUCAUCUCUGAGGUCACUUCUCUCCCGCUUUUCUCGUCCUUACCUCCCUCUCCCUCCGCCGGCCCUUCAUGGCUUCGGCUACUCUCCUGGUAGCCAAUGCCUCUCUCCAGGGGAACAGCAAGGGGUUCUCGGAGUUCUCUGGGUUAAGGGGCUCCGCGGCUCUGCCUUUCUCCAAGAGGGCUUUUUCAUCUGAAGAUUUCGUCUCUGUCAUUGCCUUCAAGACUGCUGCUGCAGGGGAGAGAGCCGCUGGGGUUCAGAAUAAGGGAGUGGUGGAAGCGAAGCUGAAGGUGGCCAUCAAUGGCUUCGGCCGCAUCGGGCGCAACUUCCUUCGAUGCUGGCACGGGAGGAAGGAUUCCCCACUAGAUAUAGUGGCCAUCAACGAUACCGGCGGCGUGAAGCAAGCCUCUCACCUCCUCAAGUACGACUCCACCCUCGGCAUCUUCGACGCCGACGUUAAGCCUGCCGGAGAUCGUGCAAUAUCCGUCGAUGGAAAGAUAAUCCAGGUCGUCACGGAUCGCAACCCUGCUAAUCUGCCAUGGAAGAAUCUCGGCAUCGAUCUGGUUAUCGAGGGCACCGGCGUGUUUGUCGACCGGGAGGGGGCAGGUAAGCACAUCCAGGCUGGUGCGAAGAAGGUUCUGAUCACUGCUCCUGGAAAGGGUGAUAUCCCCACUUAUGUUGUCGGAGUCAAUGCCGAUGCUUACAACCCCGAUGAGCCAAUCAUCAGCAACGCCUCCUGCACGACUAAUUGCCUCGCUCCUUUCGUCAAGGUCCUUGAUCAGAAGUUCGGUAUCAUCAAAGGAACCAUGACAACUACUCACUCCUACACUGGUGACCAGAGGUUGCUGGAUGCCAGCCACCGCGACCUCCGUCGUGCUCGUGCCGCCGCCCUUAACAUCGUCCCAACUUCCACUGGUGCUGCUAAAGCCGUGGCCCUCGUGCUCCCCACCCUGAAAGGCAAACUAAAUGGGAUAGCCCUUCGAGUACCCACCCCAAACGUCUCUGUCGUUGACCUUGUCGUUCAGGUUAGUAAAAAGACAUUUGCCGAGGAGGUCAAUGCCGCUUUCAGGGACAUUGCGGAGAAGGAGCUGAAGGGCAUCCUCUCUGUUUGCGACGAACCGCUUGUGUCCGUCGACUUCCGGUGCUCCGACGUGUCGUCGACCGUUGAUGCUUCUUUAACUAUGGUGAUGGGUGAUGAUAUGGUCAAAGUGAUUGCGUGGUAUGAUAAUGAAUGGGGUUAUUCACAGAGGGUUGUAGAUUUGGCUCAUAUUGUUGCUGACAAGUGGAAGUAGUAGUCUUAGGCGUUAAAAUGUAAAUUUUUUCCUUGUUUUUGGUUUUUGUUCUUCUCUUGGAAGUUUUUUUUUUUUCUUUUUGUUUUCCGCAGUACUGAGAAUUGUAAUGAGGUAUUGGAUCUUUUUGGGUUUUAUAUGGAGUGUAAAACCUCUAUUUGAUUUACAUUAAGGAGACGUUUGUGUCUCUUCGUUA